AUGUCCACAAGUAACGUAUGGAGAGGUUUAGCCUCUUCCCAGGCUCCGAGCAUGUAUUCUCCAAAUCGCGCCGCACACUCUCAAGACGUCCUCCCUGGGUAUCAUUCGGGUGAUGUUGCGGCUCGAGCGGCAUCAGCGCCUAUACUGGCUGUUCGACAAUUCGAGUCCCAGCCUUUACUCACAGCGGGCGAUGACCAGGGCGAAUGGCACCCUAUGGCGCAGCCGACGAUGCAAUCUUGGACCAAUAACCGUGCCAGUUCGAAAAAUUCUGACACAACCCGAGAGUUUCGAGCACCGGCUGAUUCAUGGCUAGCGGAUUCGCACGGAAUUCGAGAAAGGGCUUAUGAAGAGAAUGCUCGACGGCGAAAAUCACGCGUUUGGCUCAAGGUGGGGGCUGUGGCCCUCAUUAGCAUCGUCCUAGUCGUCUUUCUUCCGGUCUUCUUCCUCGUUAUAAGGAAGAACCUCCAUAAGAACCGUUUUACAGGUGGGGAUGGGUCGGUCGUAACCCUCCAGAACGGUACCAAAUUCACGUACAAAAAUCCAUUCGGCGGCUUCUGGGUCGAUGACCCGUUAGACCCAUUCAAUGACUUCGCCCGACCAAACUCAUGGACUCCGGCAAUUAAUGGAGAAUGGCGUUGGGGGAAAAAUCGAGUUUUUGGUGUGAAUCUUGGAGGAUGGUUGGUCCUCGCCCCGGUCAUCACGCCAGACAUCUUCCAGCGAUAUCCGAGCGCAACGGACGAGUUUACGUUAAGCAAGUUGAUGGCGGCGGAUACGGUGAAUGGUGGGCUGGCGCAGCUGGAAGCUCACUACAAUACCUUUAUUACAGAACAAGAUAUUGCUGAGAUCGCUGGUGCCGGCCUCAAUUUUGUGCGGGUUCCUCUCCCGUUCUGGGCGAUCGAGACAUGGGAUGGGGAGCCGUAUUUGGAAAAGGUUUCGUGGAUAUAUUUCCUUCGUCUUCUUGGGUGGGCUCGAAAAUACGGGUUGAGAGUAUGCCUCGAUCUACAUACCGUUCCUGGAUCGCAAAACACUCACAAUCAUGUCGGUCCUAAUGGCACCAUAAACUUCCUAACAGGCAACAUGGGUUUGGCAAACGCACAGAGAACGCUGUAUUAUAUUCGAGUCCUAACAGAGUUUAUAUCACAACCGCAAUAUCGAGACCUGAUCCCACUCUUCAAUGUUGUCGACGAGCCUACUGCCCCUCUCGAUGAGCUCACGAGCUUCUAUCUUAAAACGCACGAUAUGAUCAGGAGCAUUACCGGCCGAGGACCUGGAAACGGGCCUUACAUCGUUAUACAUGAUGGCUUCCAGAACGCUUCGGCGUGGACUGGAUUCCUACAGGGCUCUGAUCGCAUUGUCCUGGACGAGCAUCCGUUUCUAGACCUCGGAGGCUUAGAUGCCGACCCGGUUGCUGUCCUCGGUGCGACUGGACAGCCUGGUGGAAAAUGGCCCGCGCUAGCUUGCUCUAGCUUUGGUCAAAAUAUUGAAAACAAUCGACAGGGAUUCGGCGUCACUAUCGCCGGAGAAUUUUCCGUUGCACCGAAUGAUUGUGGACUUUUUUUGAACGGAGUCAAUUCAACAUCCGCGAACCCUGAUUGCUCGACGUAUAACGACUGGGUGAAUUAUAAUAACUCGAUGAAGGACGGCCUUUUGAACACUUUCCAAGCUAGCGCAGAUGCUUUGGGGGAUUGGAUAUUUUGGACUUGGAAGAUCGGCCCCUCCCAAGCUGGGACGAUCCAAGCGCCGCUGUGGUCCUACCAACUUGGUCUACAAAACGGAUGGAUCCCAAAAGAUCCCCGCACGGCCCAAGGAAAAUGUGCUUCCCUCAAUGUCAACAUCAGCUUUUUCCCAGGAAAUUUCCUCCCAUGGCAAACGGGAACUCCAUCAUCGAUUCCAGCUUCUUCGAGCACCCAAUUUCCGUGGCCGCCAACAUCGAUCACAGCUGCUAACGUACCAAUUUCUUUGCUGCCGACGUAUACCAAUACUGCACCAAUAAUCAUCUUGCCUGUGCCAACGUUCACGGCGGCGCCGAGUCAAGUCACGCAAGGAUUUAAUGGGUGGUUUAAUCGUAAUGACACGGAGGGUGGGGCUGUCAAGGUUACUGGAUGUCCUUACCCUGAUGAGUACUCCGGCUUUUUUGCUGUGACGCCGACUGCUCCGUGCACUGGACCGACGACGUCCUCGAUAGCGUUGGGAAGACGGUGA
Molecule: messenger RNA, 2202 nt
Organism: Laccaria bicolor S238N-H82
Lineage: Eukaryota; Fungi; Basidiomycota; Agaricomycetes; Agaricales; Hydnangiaceae
Product: cellulase, exo-1,3-beta-glucanase
Exons: 11
Coding region: 1-2202 (733 amino acids)
Biological process (GO): glucan catabolic process
Cellular component (GO): extracellular region; cell surface
Molecular function (GO): beta-glucosidase activity
Source: RefSeq, a predicted model, not a curated record